Molecule: messenger RNA, 2766 nt
Organism: Lacerta agilis (Sand lizard)
Lineage: Eukaryota; Metazoa; Chordata; Lepidosauria; Squamata; Lacertidae
Gene: TBC1D10C
Product: TBC1 domain family member 10C
Exons: 9
Coding region: 318-1772 (484 amino acids)
Source: RefSeq, a predicted model, not a curated record
GUUGGCUACCUUCCAAGUCUCUCUGUAGGGAGCUGUCUAGUGUUUAGCUUCCCACAUAUUUUCAGCUCCCCACAUUUCUCUCUCUCCCUCCCCCCUUUGCCCUGUUCACUUUGCAAAGCUCCGGGUGCUGUCAGUUGCAUCAGGAAAUGGUUGUGGGAGGAAAUAGCUUGCAGAGCUUUGUGGGGAACCAGAGUCACAGGAGUACCGAGAAGGGGCCCAAUCAUAGAUGCAGCUCUGUGUUUCUCAUUAUUCAGAUGUGAAGUCAAGGGCGCAGUAGCAACCAGCUUGGGAUAAGGGUGCUGUUCUCGGACAGAAGGAUGUCGGACCUCACUCUUUCCGAAGAGCUCCCUGAUGUGAGCCAAGCUGCGGCUGAAUUGCCAGAUGCCUUUGAUUUAUCCCUGAACGAUGAUGCCAGCUCUCUGGGCUCUGACUCCGAGCUGAAUGGGAUGCCUCCAUAUCGCCAAGCUGAUCGCUAUGGCUUCAUCGGGGGCAGUAGCCUCCAGAAUGGCCUAGGGCAGCUCACAGUUGAGCUCAUCCGGCACCGUGAGACCAAGUGGCUGGAGAUGACAAAUCAUUGGGAGAAAACCAUGGCCCGGCGUUACAGGAAGGUAAAGCUGCUAUGCCGGAAGGGGAUCCCUUCAUCUUUACGUGUCCGCUGUUGGCCUCUGCUGUGUGGAGGACAAGCCAAAAUGACGAGGAACCCCGGAAAGUACCAGGAGCUGCAGGAGAUUCCUGGUGAUCCUCAAUGGGUGGAGACCAUCACAAAGGACAUUCAUCGUCAGUUCCCUUUCCAUGAGAUGUUUCUGUCCCCUGAAGGGCCUGGGCAGCAAGGGCUCCUGCAACUGCUGAAGGCCUACACUGUGUAUCGGCCCCAGGUGGGUUACUGUCAGGCCCAGGGACCACUGGGUGCUCUGCUGCUCAUGCACAUGCCUCCAGAGCAAGCCUUCUGGUGCCUGGUGCAGAUCUGCGACUGCUACCUGCCUGGCUACUACAGCCCCAAGAUGGAAGCGCUGUUGCUGGACAGCGAAGUGUUUGUUGCCCUUCUGCGCCGGGUGUGCCCCAAGGCGCUUAAGCACUUGCAGAAGCAUGGCGUGGGCCCUCUGCUCUACAUGCCAGAGUGGUUUCUGUGCCUCUUUACCCGCACCCUGCCCUUUCCCACAGUGCUGAGGGUGUGGGAUGCCUUUCUCAGUGAGGGGAUCAAGGUGCUGUUUCGUGUGGGGAUGCUCUUAAUCCGCUUGGCCCUGGGCUCCUCAGAGAAACUACGUGACUGCACAGGGGUGGUGGAGACCCUGGAGAAGCUGCGCAGUAUCCCACCUCACCUCCUGCAAGAAGACACGUUCAUGGCUGAGGUACAUGACGUCCCCAUCUCAGACCAUGAUCUGGAACGUGAAUGCAGAGCCCAACUGAAGAAGCUGCGCGCAUCUCGGCCUGACUUCCAGUACAGCCCAGAACUCCGGCUGUCUGGCUCAAAGGCCAUCUUUGAUGCACAGCAGCUGGAGUACACGCAGAACGACAAGGAGGAUCCUGGAAGCCGCACCCAUACAUUUACCAUCCCCCAGAUCACGGUUGAUCCUCCCCCUUCAUCCCCCAAUGAGAAGAAGAAGCUGGAGAAGGCCUCUGAAGCACCAGACCAGAAAAAAAGGAAGGCGAGAAAGAAGCCGGACACACGAGGGAAGACCUUUCACUUCACGUCACAGUCCACCAGCAGAACAGAGGGAAGGCUGGAGCCAGAUGUUGUAGGAAGGAAGUCUUCCUUCUAUGUAGAUACAUGAUUCUGAACGUGGGUCUGAAGAGGUUCUGAACAGAGCUAGGCCUCUGCAGAGGAAACAAAAUUCAAGCCUCUAUCACUGCCCUGGUUUCAUUGUGCAUGUGAUCAUCUGUAGCACAUGAUGCCUUGAAGCCUGUGCUCAGUUUUUAAAAAGAAAAAGAAAAAAGAGAUGGUGGAGACUCAACACUUCCUCAUUCAGGAGCCCUGCUCCUUAAGCCCUGAUGUGUGGCAGUGCAUGAAUGAUUGCAGGGAGGGAGAUUUCAUCCUUCCUAUUCUUGGUGGCAGACGUUUUACCUACAGAUUUAGGAGGUGGGUAUUAUUUGGCUAAAAGGGGUAGGGGUUAGGGUUAGGGUAAUGUGGAUUUCAUUGAGGGGGGGCACUCUACCUUUCUCCUAAUAAUUAAAGGACUGGAUGUGUGGAAACUGGCACUCACCAUAUAGCUCAUAUAGCUAAUGAUAAAUCUAUGCCAGGUGAGACAAUGGCAUCUCAUCAGUUCAAUACCUCAAAAUGAUUGCAAAGCCACCGUGUGACAAGAGGGUGUCAAAAGUCAAUGGAAAACAGCAGCUGGGAAAACCAGGGCUGCUGGAAACAAGAGCUAGGAAUGCCAGCUAUGGAAAUGAUUUGGGACAAUCAUCAUCUGCAUUCUCAGGAACUGAGUUAGCAAAUGGUGUUACUAUCAGAGAAAAGGCCUGGUGUGCAAAUGCAUAUACACACACAUGUGUCAUUCAGACGCAUGCAGCCAGGUGGCCCCUGUUGCCAGUCAAGGGAAGAAGAGGAAGGUGGCAGUAUUAUAACUAAAAUAACACACAAUAUGUUCCCCCCAAACUUUAGUUUCUCAUACUAAUAAGAUACACAUCACUGCACACAAGGAUUUCCCCACUCAAGCAGCAGGCAUAAGAGCUAGUGGGGAGGGGAGGUUCUGGAAAACAGUGUCAAGUUUUAUCAAGGUUGACUCACAUCCAGAAUGUAGCUUUAAUAGAGUAUCUUAUUUUGUUUUU